AUGUCACAAAUGGGUAUCCCAAAUACCCAGGUUUAUGCCACAACACAUGCAACAACAAUGACAAAAUUGGUAUUGUCCUUCCCCUCUCUCUCCCCCCUCCCCCCAAAUCAUCAUCAUCAAAGCCACAAACACCCAUUUUCAUUUUCAUUUUCUGCACUCGCGCUCAGAAAGGGAGUGUUGGUACGACCUGGUGGUCGUGACGACGGCGAAUACGGGAUUCUGAUCACCCUCUGUUGGGGUAACUAAAUCGGUGUAUUCAUUUGUUCGUGAAGAGUAAAGGUAGAGAGAGGUGGUACUCUACGAGCUUAAGUAUGUGAGUGGCAAGCCACUCACAUGACACCAAGCAUGUAGAACCACCAGGCUCUCGUACGAGGUGCUAAUCACUAUAAUUAUAUACCGACAGGGAGAAAGGAAAGUACUGUAAGAGCCCCAAACACCGGUAUAUGUAACGCCAUCGCCAAUGCCUACGCGAAGCAAAGAAAAGAAAAAACAAAAACAAAACAAAGUCUAUAGCCGGUGCACCCAACUCAUCCACUGGAAGUCCACCAACUUCAACGGAAAGAAAACAGAGGAAGGGAAGAGAUUUAGAAAUCCUCCUUCUCAUCGAUGACGACACCCCAUUCGUGGUCUUCCUUGCCGUACAUGAUGUUCAUCAACCAGGUCUUGAUGAGAUGUGCGUACUCCCCGCUAUCGCCCCGGGCCAUGGGGAUAGUGUAGUCUACGUCUUUGUAGCCGAUAGCGCAGACGGGAGCAACGAAGAACUAUCCAGAUGUCAGUUCAAGCGCGGGAUCAUAUUGGAAGGUAGAAGGGAAACUCACAGCAGUCCCCGCCCCAAAGGCCUCAACCAUCCUCCCCUCCUUAACAGCCUCAACGACUUCCUCCAUCGUGAAUCUCCUCUCUACAAUCUCCAAGGCCUCCAGUCCCUCUAA
This is a messenger RNA of Hymenoscyphus albidus, 929 nucleotides long. Lineage: Eukaryota; Fungi; Ascomycota; Leotiomycetes; Helotiales; Helotiaceae. The record is from the annotation of a GenBank genome assembly.